Messenger RNA from Solanum verrucosum, 1039 nucleotides. RefSeq names its product histidine decarboxylase-like. Bases 13 to 999 code for a protein of 328 amino acids. The record is from RefSeq and is a predicted model, not a curated record. Gene Ontology annotation, molecular function: carboxy-lyase activity; pyridoxal phosphate binding. NCBI's taxonomy places the organism in Eukaryota, Viridiplantae, Streptophyta, Magnoliopsida, Solanales, Solanaceae. The transcript is spliced from 4 exons. Gene Ontology annotation, biological process: carboxylic acid metabolic process.
GAGCCAUUACCCAUGACACCGAGAAGUUUAGCCAUGACACCCAGAAGUUUAGCUCGGCGAAGAUUGUUCCCGAAUGGGGAGAACAAGAAACAAAAGGUGGCACCACCAGGGGCAGGGCCAAGGAAGAACUUGGAACUUGAGGUGAUGGAGCCUGGAUUGAAGAAUGAUGGUCCCUCUCUCGACACUAUCUUGGUCAAUUAUUUGGACACACUUACCCAACGAGUCAAUUAUCAUUUAGGUUAUCCAGUGAACAUAUGUUAUGAUCACUAUGCAACUUUAGCACCACUUUUGCAGUUUCACUUAAACAAUUGUGGUGAUCCUUUCCUUCAAAACACUGUCGAUUUCCAUUCUAAAGACUUCGAAGUAGCAGUUUUGGAUUGGUUUGCACAACUGUGGGAAAUUGAAAAGGACCAAUAUUGGGGAUAUGUUACCAAUGGUGGUACCGAAGGCAAUCUCCAUGGUAUUUUGUUAGGGAGAGAACUACUUCCAGAGGGAAUAUUAUAUGCAUCAAAAGACUCUCAUUACUCAGUCUUCAAAGCUGCAAGAAUGUACAGAAUGGAUUCAGAAACAAUCAACACAUCAGUAAAUGGAGAGAUGGAUUAUUCAGAUUUAAGAGCAAAGUUGCUUCAAAAUAAGGACAAACCAGCAAUUAUAAAUGUCACAAUUGGAACUACGUUCAAAGGAGCUAUUGAUGAUGUUGAUGUUAUUCUUGAAACACUCAAAGAUUGUGGCUAUUCACAAGAUAGGUUUUACAUCCAUUGUGAUGCUGCACUAUGUGGUCUUAUGACCCCUUUUAUAAACAAUAUGAUUAGUUUCAAGAAGCCAAUUGGAAGUGUCACAAUUUCUGGUCACAAGUUCUUGGGAUGCCCAAUGCCUUGUGGUGUCCAAAUAACAAGAAAAAGCUACAUCAAUAAUCUCUCAACAAAUGUGGAGUACAUUGCUUCUGUGGAUGCCACUAUUUCUGGUGGUCAUAACGGUUUAACUCCAAUUUUCUUAUAGUAUAGCUUGAGCGCAAAAGGUCAAAUUGGCCUGCAAAAGG